AUUUAACAGUAAGUGUCAACGUAUUUUAAUCUGUUGUAGCGGUAACCUGUAAACUCUUUAUAUAAGCAUCUCAUUUCCCUUUUCCUUUCUUCACAUAUUAUAGUAUACUAUUCACUAUGGAAAAUUCCCAACAACCUCUUGCCACAGAGAGUUUUUCAUAUAGUUGGUUGUUGAACAGAAAACCAUCCAUUGAUGGCCUAACAGAAUUCCCUAAACCCUCUUAUAGUAGUCAUGAUGAUCAUGAUGAUGUUGAUGAAGAGUUAAAAUUUAUCGCUUAUUCGAAAAGAUUCCUAGAAGAAGCACAAAAUUUCAACUUCGAUGUUCAUCCUGUUUCUGAAUCUGUUCAUGCUGAUGAAAUCUUCUCUGAUGGACAUAUCAUGCCUCGAUAUCUUGACAGAUCAAAAAUUGAAUCUUUUCAAGAAGCCUUCAAUGAUUUCAACACCAAUUCAUUAGUACCCUCAACUAGUACUCCUCCCAUACCUGUCUCUAAGCUUUCAGAUUCCGCAACUAGUCGAGCUAAUUUUCUUGAAAAAUGGAGGAAGUUUUCGCGCAGAAUCUUGGUUAAGUGGUUUGGAUUCGUUAGGCCAUUCUCCAAAAGAAUAGCAAAUUCAAGAAAAAGUACUGCAAAAGUUGAUGACCUUCAAAGAAAAGUAAGUGAAAUUCAAAGCUGCAAGAGUACUAGUACUACUGAUACAUCAUUUCAGGGAUCUCCUUGUCGAAUGUUGAAAUCUUAUUCUGUUGUCAAUUGGGGUGGAAAUGAUAACAACCAAAGAAGUAGUAGUAGUAGAAGAAGAGUUAAGAGUUUGAGAAAGGUGAAAAGCUGGAGCAAUAUUAAUUCACCACAAGAGACUUAUUCCCCUGUAAAAAGACCAUCCAAUAAUCAUUCUACUGAUAUUUGCCGCGAUAUGGAGAGCGCGAUUUCUGAUGCAAUUCUGCACUGUAAGAGAUCAUCUGGUAUGUCAACUGAGCUUGAUAUCGAUCAUGAUGAUCAUUUUAACCAGAUGAAGCAAUUCUAGAUGUUGAAGUUCAUCCUUAAAUUCUUUUCUCAGAUGUAUAUUUAGAUUUUUGUCUCUUCAUACAAAUAAUCUAUCAUGUAUCACUCAGAUUCAAUAUUUUGUACAUUCUAGGUGAAAAUGAAAAAAAAAAAAAAAAAAAGCUAUAGUUGGGAUUUAUUUAA
Capsicum annuum is the source of this 1177-nucleotide messenger RNA. Its product is annotated as probable membrane-associated kinase regulator 6. Lineage: Eukaryota; Viridiplantae; Streptophyta; Magnoliopsida; Solanales; Solanaceae. Bases 117 to 1016 code for a protein of 299 amino acids. The transcript has a single exon. The record is from RefSeq and is a predicted model, not a curated record.